AUUGACAUACGUGCUUUUCGCGCCUUCAGAAUCCAACUCCAACAAUUUCACUCUGUUUUACGUUUUACUCGGUACGGUUAAAGCCAGUUUUUCUUACGACUCUUUCAAACAGUAAAUCCAAGAUUGCCUUAAUUAUACGGUAUCGUGUUACGGGAUAAGAAACAGUCACAAUUAUUGGGUUGCGAUGUUACUGGAGGCAAUAAAAUAUGACAAGGAGGAGCGCAAGUUGGAAAUUUUGGAUCAAACGCAAUUGCCAUGGGCCACUCAUUAUAUUGAGGUCAAAAAUGUCGAGGAUGGUUGGAAUGUUAUCAAGAAGAUGCAGGUACGAGGUGCACCAGCCAUAGCUAUUGUAGGUUGUCUCAGUUUGGUAGUGGAGAUUGUUCACCAUUGGGGGGGAUACAAAGAAAAGGAAACUUUUUUUCAAUAUAUCGAAAUUAAAUUGUAUUAUCUUGUAACAGCGCGUCCCACUGCUGUAAAUAUGCAAAUAGCAGCUGAAAAGUUGACAAAGUUAGCAAAACACAUGUGCGAUAACGAAACAUACGAUCUACUUUACAUGAAAUGCAGAAUGAUACACGAAAUAGAGGAGAUGUUGAACAAUGAUGUGGAAGCCAACAAAACAAUUGGAGCUUUUGGUGCGACGGAGAUUAAACGUUUCACUGGCGUAUCUAAAAAAGGUACUAUCAGGAUUCUCACACACUGUAAUACCGGAUGUCUUGCUACCGCAGGAUACGGCACGGCUUUAGGCGUUAUCAGAUCUCUUCACGUAUCGCGAGAACUCGAGCACGUUUAUUGCACUGAGACUAGGCCAUACAACCAAGGUGCUCGUCUAACAGCUUACGAAUUGGUGCAUGACAAGAUACCGGCAACUUUGAUUUGCGACGACAUGGUCGCCGCGGUAUUGAAAACGAAAAAGAUCACAGCGGUUGUUGUGGGUGCGGAUAGGAUCACCGCCAAUGGCGACACUGGCAACAAAAUUGGGACUUAUCAGAUUGCGAUACUUGCCAAAUAUCACAAUGUUCCUUUCUACGUGGCUGCACCAACAACAUCCAUAGAUAUGGAUAUUCCUAAUGGUCAUGAUAUAAUCAUUGAGGAGCGACCCGAAAAAGAAAUAACUCAUAUGAAUGAGGAGAGAAUCGCAGCAGAAGGAAUAAAAUGUUGGAAUCCAGCAUUUGAUGUGACACCAGCGAGUUUAAUUACCGCAAUAAUUACGGAAGUUGGUAUUUUUAAACCGCAUGAACUAGAAGUAGUGAAAAAGAUACGAGCGGAUGCACAAGUAGAAUAAAAAAUUUAUUAUUUAAUAGAAAAUAUAUGCAUUUACAAAUGCAUUUAUGCGUAUAUGCCAAUCAUAAAUAUCAAGAUGCAAGACUGUUUAAUUUAAUUCCGUAAGUAUUGUGCCAUUGUAGAAAAAAAUAUUGUAUGAUAUAAGAACUCAGGGAAAUUAAUUAUUAACUGUAUUCAAAUGGUUAGAUUAAAAUAAUCCGAGAGUGGUUAUAAAAUUGAAAAAUUAUUGUAAUAUUUUAUAAAUAUUUCAGUAUUUGUUGAAAUUGCAUAAUUUUAUACAAUGUUUUGGUUGAAUUUCUAAGGUUAAUUAUUAUAUAUAAUAUUAAUACUACGAUAUAUUGUUAUGCCAUACAGUGCGCUAAGAGAUUUAUAUUGAAUAAAAAGAAAAG
Molecule: messenger RNA, 1670 nt
Organism: Cataglyphis hispanica
Lineage: Eukaryota; Metazoa; Arthropoda; Insecta; Hymenoptera; Formicidae
Product: methylthioribose-1-phosphate isomerase
Exons: 5
Coding region: 185-1282 (365 amino acids)
Molecular function (GO): S-methyl-5-thioribose-1-phosphate isomerase activity
Source: RefSeq, a predicted model, not a curated record